Molecule: messenger RNA, 1065 nt
Organism: Carya illinoinensis
Lineage: Eukaryota; Viridiplantae; Streptophyta; Magnoliopsida; Fagales; Juglandaceae
Product: germin-like protein subfamily 3 member 2
Exons: 1
Coding region: 126-800 (224 amino acids)
Cellular component (GO): cell wall
Molecular function (GO): manganese ion binding
Source: RefSeq, a predicted model, not a curated record
AGCUACUUAGGUGGAACUAUUGUAAGGGCAUUCAAGGUUAUCUUAUACCUCUAUAAAACCCCAUCUUAGAUCCUUAAACCCACACUUAUAAUCCGAUCGAUCAAUCAAAGAAGUUGCAUAAGAAAAUGCCUCCCAUGAUGUCCACUUUCUUUCCUCCAUUAAUCUUGAUCUCCCUUCAUUGCUUCACAACUUCUGCCUCAGACCCCGACCCGGUUCAAGAUUUUUGCAUACCAGACCCAAAAUACGGUUCCAUUAGAGCCGCUGAUCACCUUACUAUUCUACCAUGCAAGAAUUCAUCCGACGCCACCCCCGAUGACUUUGUGUUUUCAGGCAUGAAGAGUGCCGGCAACUUCUCAGAAACAGGCCUCGCUGCCAUACCUGUAAACCCAAUCAUCUUUCCUGGCAUCAACACUCUAGGCAUGUCAUUUAUACGAGCUGACCUUAAAGCGGCUGGGAUCAAUCCACCACAUUUCCACCCCAGAGCCACCGAGAUUUCGUACGUGGUGCAAGGAAGCGUUUAUUCAGGCUUUGUGGAUUCCAGUAACAGGAUUUUUGCCAGAACAAUAGAGGAAGGGGAGGUCAUGGUUUUCCCCAGAGGCCUGGUGCACUUCCAAAUGAAUGUGGGUGAUAAGCCGGCAACCAUAUUUGGUUGUUUCAAUAGCCAGAAUCCCGGGUCGCAAAAAAUUCCAGCUGCCAUUUUUGGAUCUGGGAUCGAUGAGAUGCUCUUGGAGAAAGCUUUUGGAUUGAACCCUCAGCAAAUUGGAAUGAUGAGGAGAAGGUUUGGUCCAAGAGUGAAGUAGAUAUAUGGUGAAAAGAAUGGUAUUCUGGUCAAAGUAAUUUUCAGAAUUAAUUCUGGAGGGGAAUUUGCAUAAGGUGUGUUUCGGAAUUAUAUAUUGGCUGUUCUUAAUUAAUUUGGUGUCUGCUGUUUGGUCACUUCAUAAAUUAUCUCACGUGUUUGUUUCUUUUCUUUUUUUCCUUUUAUUAUUUCAGUAUUUUUUAAUAUUUGCGACCAUGUCAAAAGCUCUGAUACUAUCUCUCUAUUAUUUAAAAAUAUCAGAAAUAUUC